Symbiodinium natans is the source of this 1542-nucleotide messenger RNA. Lineage: Eukaryota; Dinophyceae; Suessiales; Symbiodiniaceae. The record is from the annotation of a GenBank genome assembly.
AUGCGAGCUCCGCCAUCGGCUGCGGCCGGACUUUGCCGCAUUCUGCUGCAGGCUCUCGCGUCAUUGGCCGAAGCCCGCCUGCGCGCAGCAGAGGAGGUCGGCGGCCUUAGCAAGAAGCAGCUGGCAGAGAUCCGGCAGCUCCUAAGGAGCCCGCCCGACCCUGUCAAGCGGACUCUUGCCGCUGCCUGGCUUCUGCUGCACUGUCACCGCUUCAAAGGAAAGCCUGCCAGUGCAGUUCACUUCGAUGAGACGGCAGACUGGCCGCGCUGCCAGAGGAUGCUGGUGGACGAGGGGUUCAUCGCCUCGGUCUUGAACUACGACACCAAGCAACUGGAUGAGGCUCCUUCUGUGGCCGCCCACGUGGCCGCGGCCUACCUCGGCCUCCCCACGGGGGCCACGGCACUCGCCCAAGGCGUGCCCACGAAGCCCACCCUGCGCCGCAGUGCCACGGUACCCGUGAAGGCGCCCUUGGAGUUGGCAGCAGUGGCGCGGGCCUCCGCGCCCUGCGAGACGCUGCUGCGCUGGGUACAGGAGCUUGUCUCAGAGCACGUGGCGCGCGUCAAGCUACAAGAAGCCCUCCGCGUGGCGGAGGCCGCGGCCGCGGCCGCCGAGGCAGCGGAGGCCGCGGCGGAGGCAGAUGUGGCCGAAGCCGAGGCCAACCUGACCCGGCUUCGAGAUGCCCUCGCCGCCGAGGAAGCAGCGCUGGCGACCCUGAUGGCGGAGAAGGCGACGGCAGAGAAGGCGGUCCGCGACCUGCGCAAGUUGGAAAGUCUCGGUACUGUGUCGCCGCCAAAGGCAGCGCCUAAGGCCUCCGUGGCCCCGAGGCCAGCAAAGAAAGCCGUAGAGAUCGAGCUGGAAGUUAGUGGCACGCUCGCGGUGGUGGAGCAGAAGCUGGCCCAGUGCGGCGUUCCCUUCCCCGAGACUUCCUCGGAGGUCUUGGCGGGGGAUCCGAAGCAGGCGCUGAUGCUUCCUCAGAUCGCGCAAGUGCUGAAGGAGCACCGUGGGAAGCUGAAGCUCCUGCUGGAGGGCCACCAGAUGAGCGGAGAGGAACCCGGCUUGGACCUGGAUCGAAGCCUGGCCGUGUACCAGUGGCUUGUUGAGGUGGCAGGAAGUGCACCGGGCUUGCUGCGCCUCAAAGGCUGUGGCACCUCUGCCGGUCUGGGUGCUGUGGUCGUGCCGCUGCCCAUCAGGGAGAUGGUGGUGCGGAGCGGUCCGCUUCCGGCGGAGAUGGAGAUGAUGAGCUACCCGAGCGGCCUCUAUUUUGCAGAGGGAAGCCUCGAGUUGCUCCAGGAGGCAAAGCCCCUCCUGGCCGUCUUCGGCAAGAACUUGGUGGAGGAUGAGUACUCUGUCCGCAUCGAAGGCCAUGUGGACAAGCAAGAGAAUGCGGACAUCGCAGGCCAACGUGCAGCGAAAGUGCGGGACCUGCUCGCCGAGCUGGGUGUGCCGCGGUCGAAGAUGAAGCCGCAGAGUUGCAAGGCUUUCCACCCGCUCUCCCGGACGCAGCUGGCCGUGAAUCGCCGGGUCGAGAUCCACCUCCUCUAG